AUGACUGAUGUCGAGAGCGAUUCUGGCAAAAUAGACUACAAUGACCAUCCAUUCAACGUGCUAAACGUAGAGGACAGUAUACUCCGAUUGCCCUUCUAUAUGGGCGAGGAGUACGCCGACGACGUCGCUUUAGAGGAGCCUUCUAGAGGCCAUGGGAUAGAGGUCUCCUUGAAGGACAUCAUCACUGGUAAGGGAAGUCCUGCAGCUAAUUCUCCGAUCGCUCGAUUCACCAUCCCGAGAAUUGUAAUUGCUCGCAGGUGA
Molecule: messenger RNA, 261 nt
Organism: Perkinsus marinus ATCC 50983
Lineage: Eukaryota; Perkinsozoa; Perkinsida; Perkinsidae
Exons: 1
Coding region: 1-261 (86 amino acids)
Source: RefSeq, a predicted model, not a curated record